UCACUGUCUCUGAUCCAACAUUUUCCCUCAAGACCCGCGCCGGCGCUACUUCUGCCGUCUCCGGAGCCAAUAGGAACUAUCCUGCAUCUGUUGCUCGGGCCAAUGAGCAUCUCCAGCGGUAUCCCCACAUGGAGGAUGACCAUUGUCGUGAUGAUCGUCGAGGGGGUUCGGGGACCCCGUCAAGCCCGGGAGAGCACAAGGCGCCGUCGCCAGACUCUGCACACGACGCUUUCCUGGACACUAACUAUCCGGAAAGUCGGCACUCUCGCAGUUGGAAUCAUGACCCUUCCCAUCUCUAUUCUUCUGAUGAAGGUCCUCACUUUAAAGGGGGUGCGAAGAGAUCGCACGAUAACGUUGUGGUGGAAGACUUUUUCCAUGAUAUGAAGCGAAGAAAAUUCUCACCCACGUAUGAUGCUCCGAUGAUCGAGCGCCUCUCUGCCCUUUCUAAUUUCGCACAAAUAUUUCAGACUCAGGUACAACAUGCCGCGCUUCUCAGUAGCAAUCCUGGGUCGAAUCAUGUGCCCAACCAAGUCCCAUCAGGCGGCUUCGACCUACCUCAGCCACCCGUUUUCAACCCUGGGGUCGUUCCGACUAACCUUGAGGAACUAGCGAUGGUGAACGCAUUCUUAGUUAGGCUUUCUGAGCAAAUCAGUGCCAGCGCGAACGCCGCCAAUACGAACAACGCCACUGGCAACGUGGAUGGUACACAAUCAUCCCCGAAUGGUUUCAACAAUACUAUGGCUGGCAUGCCAAGUUUUGGUUCUUAUGGACUAGGCUUUCCGAUCAGCGCGUUAGGUGGGUUCGGUCUUGGAAUGGCCGGCCUUGGCUUAGGGGCCUUUCCGGGGUUCGCGGCCUUGAACAACGGGAUGAAUGGAAUGAACGGGAUGAACGGAUUUAACGGUCUUGGUGCCUUGGGAGCGUUGGGUAUGGUGAGUCCUGCAGCGUACCAAAGUGCUCUGGCUGCUGCGGCGGCGGCGGCGGCAACGAUGAGUCAGCAUGGUCAACACGCGAACGGAGGAGCGGGAUCAACACCUUAUAUGGAUCUGAGUUCAAUUGCGGCGUUGACUGGUCUGCCGGCGUUCGGGCAACACGGUCAGCAAGGUCCAUUGAACCCACUCAACACUCAUUUUGGGUUUUCCGAUAUUCCAAACGUCGAGAGCAACAACAGGCCUCCGUCUUCUGGAACAGACACCAGUGCAUCUUCUUCCGCCAAGCGUGCGCCUAGGCCGAUCGUACAUGAUCGUAAACGCUCUCGUCGGUCAUCACCUUCCCCUCAAAGAGUUCACAUGUCAUCCACCGCUCAAAUCGGUCCGUCGAAUACCGGUGCUCACGUUAACGUUUCUCCUCGGGCGACAAGUGCUACCGCUUUCUCGGGAUCAGUCUCUUCCUCGUCUUCCUCACCAUCAGCCGUAUCAGCCUCAAUAUCGGCACCUGUAUCUCCAUCCCCGCAACCUUUCUCCACUCAGCAGAGCAGAAACUACCAUAUUCCUGGCGCCGGCCCUUUCGAUUUGGGUUUACCCUUCGAUUCAUCCACAGGGCAGUUCGGCCAUGCGCCAAACGUUGGUGUUCCGAUCUUACCCGAAUAUUCAUUAGAUGAAAUUCUUGGGCAAAACAAUGAUGUGCGCUUACGUGCGGCUAAUGACACGUUCAAUCAGCACGUACCGAAGAUGGGGAUGGAGAUUGUUGCGCCUAAGCCUGUUUUACGGCAAGUCCCAAAACUGCAAAGCUUGAACCCUGCCCUCCGUACCCCCGGUUCUACGGCUUUAUCCUCAUCAUCCUCAUCAUCAUCUGCUGAUGGUGGUUGUGCUAUGAACCUGGAUGAUGCCCAAGGAAACGCUAAAAUUGGCAGGGUACGACCUGUGGAGCCAAGGAUCAUGGCUUCUGGGCCAGCGUCUGUGCUCGCCCAGCGCACCUCCUGCGGGUUGGAAUUGCCAUCAAGCUAUCCUGAUCACUCCCUUAAACUUCCCGAGAUUCGACGACGAGCUCCUUCCAUUUCAUCGCAUUCUACCUCGUCGUCGAAGGGUACCGAAACACACCCCUUCGAAAGCGGCGACGAUCUUCGUUCCGAUACGACUUCCCGACCUUGUACCCCACAUCAAGACGUGUUGUUAACUCCCACAGAGACUGGGAAGAUUACGCUUCCAAGCGUUCGGACUUUGUUAUUCGAUCCUCUUCCUUCCCGUCCUCACACCGUCGAUCGUCUUGCGAGCGACAUCAACCGUAUCAAUAUUGCUUCGCGUCCCUCUACCGCGUCAUCCGCAGCAUGCGGCUCUUCAUCCUCUUCCGGGAUGCCGACGUCUCAAGAAGAGAAACACAAACAUUUACAACUCAUCCGACGUCUGUUUAUCUGGAUCAAUGAAGAUUUUGCUCGACGACAUCGAGAGCUUGUUCCUGUUAAUCAUCUCAAGUCGAUUCAGAAAGCGUAUGAACAACAGCAACAGCAGCGUAGUCGAGGUAGUGAGAUUCGUUCGUCGAGUCCUUCCUCCUCGACCCCGAAUGGUGCUCGUUCAAGGUCUGGUGGACUUCGCCCUGGUCGUGCUUAUGUAGGGUACAACAGUGAUGAGGACAUUGCGAUGCAUGGAUCGGAUGACGAGGAUGAGGAGUCGGUUAGAAGUGAGGUCAAUGAGGAUGCGGAUGAGCUGGAGGAAGAGGGGAGGAUGGGGAGGAUGAGGAUGAGGAGAGUGAUUUGGAGGUUUCGGGUUCUAGGAGGAGGAAUGCUGAUAGUUCGAGAUUUCCCCUUCCUUUACUUCGUCCUGUGAGGGUGUGAACUAGUUAUCCCUUUGGUUUAUACUUUAUUCUUUUCUUUUUUUUUUCUUUUUUUUGGUCAUU
Messenger RNA from Cantharellus anzutake, 2829 nucleotides. RefSeq lists its product as uncharacterized. The record is from RefSeq and is a predicted model, not a curated record. Lineage: Eukaryota; Fungi; Basidiomycota; Agaricomycetes; Cantharellales; Hydnaceae. Bases 129 to 2759 code for a protein of 876 amino acids. The transcript is spliced from 4 exons.